Melozone crissalis (California towhee) is the source of this 4397-nucleotide messenger RNA. It is a transcript of the gene KCNA5, whose product is annotated as potassium voltage-gated channel subfamily A member 5. NCBI's taxonomy places the organism in Eukaryota, Metazoa, Chordata, Aves, Passeriformes, Passerellidae. Gene Ontology annotation, cellular component: voltage-gated potassium channel complex; membrane. The transcript has 4 exons. Bases 1 to 1884 code for a protein of 627 amino acids. Gene Ontology annotation, molecular function: protein binding; delayed rectifier potassium channel activity. Gene Ontology annotation, biological process: potassium ion transmembrane transport; protein homooligomerization. The record is from RefSeq and is a predicted model, not a curated record.
AUGGAGAUCGCGCUGGUGACUUUGGAGAACGGCGGCACCACGGCCAUCGCGGGCGGCGACGAUGCCGCGGCCGCCGGCGGCCGGGCGCGCUGGCGGGGCAACUUGCUGCACCUCGCCGGCUCGCCGCAGCUGAGCGACGGCAAGGAGAACGCCCCUCCGCCGCCGCCGCCGCCCGCGGGGGACGAGGAGCGGGAGCGGCCCCCGCCGGGUCCCCGCGCGGGAGGCGGCGGCGGCGCGAGCGGCCCCGACGAGCGGCCGGCGGAGCUCCGCGCUGCCCUCACGCCGCCGCCGCGGCCGCCGCCCCGCGCCCCGCGCCCCGCCGCGGACAUGGGGCCGUCCGAGGAAGGGGGACACCGCCGGGGCAUGGCCAUGGCUGCGGCCGGCGACGAGGAGGAGGAGGCGGCGGCGGCCAACCCGGGCGCCAUGCACCAUCAGCGGGUGCUGAUCAACAUCUCGGGGCUGCGCUUCGAGACGCAGCUGGGCACCCUUAACCAGUUCCCCGACACGCUGCUGGGGGACCCCGACAAGCGCAUUCGCUACUUCGACCCGCUCCGCAACGAGUACUUCUUCGACCGCAACCGGCCCAGCUUCGACGGCAUCCUCUACUUCUACCAGUCCGGGGGCAAGCUCCGCCGGCCCGUCAACGUCUCCAUCGACGUCUUUGCCGACGAGAUCCGCUUCUACCAGCUGGGUGAGGAGGCCAUGGAGCGCUUCCGGGAGGACGAGGGCUUCAUCAAAGAGGAGGAGAAGCCCCUGCCCCGCAAUGAGUUCCAGCGCCAGGUCUGGCUCAUCUUUGAGUACCCCGAGAGCUCCAGCUCAGCCCGGGCCAUCGCCAUCGUCUCCGUGCUGGUGAUCCUCAUCUCCAUCAUCACCUUCUGCCUGGAGACCCUGCCCGAGUUCAGGGACGAGAGGGAGAUGCCCGUACCUCUGCCCCCACAAGGUGGAGGUUUAAAUGGCACGCCCGGGGACUCCCCACCCAUGCAGCCACCCAGUAGCCUGGCUGACCCCUUCUUCAUCAUUGAGACCACCUGUGUGAUCUGGUUCACCUUUGAGCUCCUCGUGCGCUUCUUCGCCUGCCCCAGCAAGCCCGAGUUCUCCCGCAACAUCAUGAACAUCAUCGACAUCGUGGCCAUCAUCCCCUACUUCAUCACCCUGGGCACCGAGCUGGCCCACGAGCAGCAGCAGCCCGGGGCUGGCAGUAGCAAUGGGGGUGGGGGGCAGCAGCAAGCCAUGUCCCUGGCCAUCCUCAGAGUCAUCCGCCUGGUGAGAGUCUUCAGGAUCUUCAAGCUCUCCAGGCACUCCAAGGGGCUGCAGAUCUUGGGACAGACUUUGAAAGCCAGCAUGAGGGAGCUGGGCCUCCUCAUCUUCUUCCUCUUCAUCGGGGUGAUCCUCUUCUCCAGUGCUGUCUACUUUGCUGAGGCCGAUGACCCCGAGUCUCAUUUCUCCAGCAUCCCUGAUGCUUUCUGGUGGGCUGUGGUAACCAUGACUACUGUGGGCUAUGGGGACAUGAGACCUGUCACUGUGGGGGGCAAGAUUGUGGGCUCCUUGUGUGCCAUCGCUGGUGUGCUCACCAUUGCCCUCCCUGUCCCUGUCAUUGUGUCCAACUUCAACUACUUCUACCACCGAGAGACUGACCACGAAGAGCAGGCUAUCCUCAAAGAUGAACACAGUAGUGCUCAGGGCAGCACUGUGGGGGGAGAAGUGAAGAGAAGACCCAGCAAAAACUCUCUGAACAAAUCUGUUGUGCACUUGGAAAACAGUGAGGAGUUCAACAAUGGCACCAGCUCCUUAGAGAAAGCAAAUAUCAAAGCAAAAAGUAAUGUAGAUCUCAGAAAAUCCCUCUAUGCUCUCUGUCUGGACACCAGUAGGGAAACAGACCUGUGAGGAGAGGAGACGGUUAGAGUUCAGAGGGGCAGAAGGAUUUUCUGGUGUCAGAAACUUGCUACUAUAAUUACUCUUUUAGUACCAAUUAGUUUUUUAAGUCAGGCUGUACUUUAUAAAUUGAUCACUGUCCUGAGCAGUCCUCCAGGAAUACAUGUUUUUGUGGUUUUUUUCCAUGACACAAAGGGUCACCUAUUUUUAAAACAGACUAAGAAUAAGCUACACUCCAUACAGGAGCUGGUAAAUUAUGACAGUGAAAAAUCUAAUUUGUAGAAACUUAUUUUACGAAUGACCAUUGGUUUUGAAUGGGUAAUUUGUAACCAAUUCAGUUGCCCCGAGUUUAGUGUAAAGAACUGGGGGGAUGUGUGUGUGGAGAAUGAAUGGAUUGGGGAUGGGAGGGAGGAGGUUGAAGGGUUUUGUAUUACAGUUUCAAAUUGAAAAUAUUCAAAUAUAUUUUGUAUCUGUAUGACUGUAUUUAUGGUUGAAAGGAGAUUUCUUAUUCCUGUGAAAUAUGAUAUCAUUAAAGCACUAGGAACAUUAGCAAAUCAGCACUUUCUGAGUUUUCCAGUAGUGAUCAGCACAGAUCUGGUUAUCUUGUAUGUGAAGUGAAUUUGGUGCUUUGAACCCUAGAGCAGAAACUUCUGUUGUCAUUGAUAUGUUAGUUUCUUGUGAGCCUUAAAUUAUUAAAUAUUGUAGAUAUACUUCUUUAUAAUAAUUUUAUUAGUUACCUUCCUGUUUCAGAAUUUCUAAGUCAUUCAGUCAUGUGCUUACUGGCCCCACUCAAAAAAGUAUGUGCAACUUUUCUUUUUCUUUUUUCUUUUUUUUUUUUUUGUGGUUUUACAGUUUUGUAUCUUUGUUAUAUUGUUGAGACCUAAAGGAAAAAAAUACACUCUUCUGCUGUUACUGGUUUAAAUCUAGUGCACAACAAAUCUAAAGUGAUCUGAACAGAUUUUCAAGUGCACAACAGAUCAAAAACAUGAGGGAGUGGAUAGGCACAAUGAGAAAGUAGAAUAUUGAGUGUAAUAUCUGCAGAACUGUUUUCACUGUACACUCGAGAUUCCUUGAGUGUGUGUAUCAGUCGCCUUUAUGUAUGCACACACCAUUUGUGUACACAGUUCUCUGGUUUUAGUUCUCUCAGACUGGGAGUGGAUUGCACUUCAGGAGUCGAACGUGGCGUGCUGUGCUGCUUCAGCAACCAUCGUGUGGCUUUUCUCUUGGACACGGAUGAAAAGCACCAUCUUUUCAUCAAAACACACCCCUGGUUUCUUGUAUUUCCAAACAAAACCUUCUCAGUGCUGUGGAUUUUACAGUUGAGGUGUUGUUGAGAGACGAGUGACACCUUGCCUUCAUCAGGAUCACAGCUAACUCUGAAGACCGACGAAAAGUUGCUCCUUUAGCUCAAAGAGCUUUCUUACAAUUUCUCUUGCAAAGGACGUCUUUGUUUCCCCCUCCAACUUCUGUUGUAUUGCUGAAGGAUGGUCCAUGCCUUUCCCACAUCCUGUGGCACAGCAAGAGUAGCAGAGAAGAGAAGGCUUGAUUGUCAACAUCACUCAAGUUGCUGCUUGAAGUACUCCCUCUAGCCUAGAGAAUAUUUGCUUGUUCACAUAAAGAGCGAACCUUCUGUGCUGUUGGCUUCUGACUGGUUUGGAAAUGCCCUCAGGAAGAUGGAGAUGGAAGUUCAGAUAGAGGGAAAGGAGGGAAUUUGGAUUCUUGAGCAGGGGCUGUCAUCACUCCAUGAAGAGAGUGACCUGGAGCUCAAGCAGUAGUGAUGUUCUCCAGACAGCUCUCCACGGCUUCCCUAAGACACCAGUGAGCCACGAGACUGAGGCAGAAAUUCCAGUGUGGGGAGGGUGUGAGUCAUGAGAUGACACUGACCAUUAGGAAGACACUGCUGCAGAGUCUGAAACCAAACCAGCCUAUUCCUUGUUCUCAAGUCAUCUUGGGUUAGAAGCUGCUGAAAAACUUCCUUCUGGAUAAAUAACUGUGAUGUCCCCAUCAUCCGCAGAAUUGGAUUCCUUCACUGGGAUUGCUGAAACACUGGUCUGCUCCAAGGUUUCUCUCAUAGAUGAAUAGUUCAGCUUCACAACAGGAGUGAGAAAAGUUUAAAUGCUUUAGGGCUCACUCUCAGGCACAAGACUUUAUUAUUUGAGCUUUUGUUUGGAAAUAAAUUGAGUUCUUGUCAUAGAUUGGGCAUCUUAUCCCCUGCUUCUUACAUAUCAAACUUUCUCAUAAUUCUGGAAGAAGAUUCAAGUGUUUGUUCUCUUUCUUUUAUUGGCACUCGUCUUUAUUUAUUUAUUUUGUAUUCUUGGGAUGUGCUGCAUCUCUGGAGUUUGUAUUUCUACUUUUACCAUAAAAAUGCUGUACAUAGAAGUCUAGAAUGCAUCUGAAGAUUAGUCUAAUUUUUCAUGUGACUUUGACUUGAACGUUUUUCUAUUUAUGUUUAUAUUGCUAUUUCAAAUAUGUUCAUUACCUGUAUUCUUUAUGCUUGUUCCCCAUCUCUCUAACUCAAUAAAAUA